GAAUACACACGUGAAAGUUGAAAGUGACGAUUUAUAGGCUCAGUAUACACUUUCGUGUUAGCUCGACUCGAUGAGAUCGGCUCGACUCGGAAUCCUAUCGUUCGCGCGGGCUCCCGCCGGCUCGUGGUCAACGCUCGAGACUUAGUUUGCGUCUGGCAUUGCGUUCGGACGGUCAUAUUAUAGGGUAUUCGUUGUAUGUUUGUCGUUCCUUUCAAGAAAUAUUGUUGUCUUAGUCCUCCCACGAGGCACUCGUGAAAUCCGCGUGACUUAGGCUUAUUAUAUUUUAUCAUAUUUUACCGAUAGUAACGAUCACGAUCAUUAAUAUAAAUUGUGCUACGAAUUGUGCUACGAACUGCUAACAACUGAGCAGCGACCAGUUGGUAUGUUCAAUUCACCGCAGUCAAUUCUUCGUUGUUGAUUUUGAGAUGAUGCAAGAACGGUCUACCUGUUGCGUUACUACUACGACUGACGAAAUUCUGUAUCAUCGUACUUCAUAGCGAAAAUAAUAAUAAUGACAGUUACCGAUAAUGUUCAAAAUAAACGUGACACUACUUACGUUUUAAGUAAUACUACUUUGCAACAAGAGUAUGGCCAUACUAAACAAAAAGAAUUAUCGAACAUGGAAGAGUCCUUGGAAGCUCCGAAUAUUAAUGAAAAUUCAAAUGAAUUCGAUGAGCCUUGUUCUGAGACGAAACUCAUUUUCUCAGAAAUAAAACAAAAUAUAACGGGAUCUAACGAUUUUAAAUCGAAGAAGAUUGACAAUAUCGAAAAUGAGGAACCACUUAUGAAAACUGACAGGCAAGAAGAUCCGGAAGCUAACAAUGUUAAUCUUAAUAUACCACCUGAUGGUGGUCUUAGAGCUUGGAUGAUCAUGAUUGGUAGUUUCUUUAUCAAUGGUGUUUUAUUUAGCGUGAUCAACACAUACUCUUUAAUCUAUCUCGAACUACAAAAUAAAUUAUUGGAAGCUGGAGAAACAGAGGUGUCCUCUAAAGCAUCUCUAGUCGGAUCAUUGACCAUUGGUACAACAUUUUUCUUAUCGCCAAUCGCUGGUAUCCUCACUGAUAAAAUUGGAAUUCAGAUGACAACAUUUUUAGGAGGUGCAAUAGCAUCGAGUGGUAUGUUUCUUUCUUCGAUGCUCUCCGAUAAGGUAGAAUUAUUGUAUAUGACCUACGGUGUGAUGUACGGACUCGGUGCAAGUCUUGCUUAUACACCAAGCUUAGUGAUUUUAGGACAUUAUUUUAAAAAAUAUCUGGGAUUAGUAAAUGGCAUCGUCACGGCUGGAAGUUCCAUAUUUACGACGCUUAUACCAUAUCUGAUGGAAACUCUUCUUCGAAAUUUCGGAUUAGAAGGAACAUUUCGGAGUUUGGCAUUGUUGACCGCAGUUGUCAUGCUUUGCGCGCUACUUUUCAAACCGAUACCACUUAAUAAACCUCCGCGAUGCCAAUCACCACAGAAAACGAAUUUUCGACAUCGUUUGAAGGAAGUUAUUAAUUUAUCGAUUUGGAAAAAACGACGAUACGUUGUAUGGGCUGUUUCUAUUCCUCUUGCCUUGUUUGGAUAUUUUGUACCGUACGUACAUAUCGGAAAAUUCGUAGCAACCACAUUUAAAGAUUCAGAUGGAAAAUUACCGGUCAUGUGUAUAGGUAUUACUUCUGGAAUAGGUCGAUUAAUAUUUGGUUAUAUCGCUGAUUUGCCUAAAGUAAAUAGAAUAUUACUGCAACAGAUAUCAUUUCUAAGCAUUGGUAUGCUUACGAUGUUACUUACCGUAACACCAUCUUUUACUAUUCUACUACUCAUUUCUUUAAGUAUGGGAUUAUUCGACGGAUGUUUUAUAUCGCUAUUAGGCCCUAUUGCUUUUGACAUUUGUGGCCGCGAAGGUGCAACUCAAGCAAUUGGAUUUUUAUUAGGAAUGUGUUCCAUACCUUUGACGGUAGGACCACCAAUCGCUGGUCUUUUAUACGAUCAUACUGGUUCUUACGAUUUGCCUUUCUUAUUGGCUGGAGUACCGCCAAUAAUUGGGGCAUUAACUAUGUUUUUAAUAAAAUGUGUUAAGGAAACAGAUACUGAAAACGAUGCUGAUUCAAUUACCGAAGAACCAACGGCAAAAUCAACUUGCCAAAAUGGGAUGACAAAGGCUAUACUUCUAUCAUCAUAUUUUAUAACAACUAUACCAACUGAUUGUGGACUACAUAAAGACGAAACAAGGAUAAAGAAGUAUCCAUACAUACAAACUGAAUAUGAAUCUAAUGGAAUGUUCACUGUCAAAUGUAAUAAUAGUAGCAGCAAUGAUGGUUAUUUGCAGAAUGCAAGAUAUUCAGAAAGUACACCUUUAUUAUGUGACAAAAAUCAAAUGUUAUGGUCAAAACCAUCCUUAUUACAACGUGCAGAGCAAUCAUCGAUGCUUCUUACACUAUAAUAGUAACAUAAUAGUGAAUCAUUGUAUUGAUUACAUAAAAAAUAUCACAUGGAUAUUUUACUUUA
Messenger RNA from Vespa mandarinia (Asian giant hornet), 2481 nucleotides. RefSeq names its product monocarboxylate transporter 10-like protein kar (gene kar). NCBI's taxonomy places the organism in Eukaryota, Metazoa, Arthropoda, Insecta, Hymenoptera, Vespidae. Gene Ontology annotation, biological process: transmembrane transport. The record is from RefSeq and is a predicted model, not a curated record. Gene Ontology annotation, molecular function: transmembrane transporter activity.